GGAGAGCUCCUCCUCCUCGGCUGCAGCAGGAGCAGGGACACCGGGAGAGGAAGAGCAGCUGAUAACCCACUUCAGCCAGGUUUAUGGCCCCCUUGUGUCAUCAGAGUGGCACAAAGCUGCUGAGUGUACCAGUGCAUCUGACCUGAUGAGGCAUACAACAGAAUGGAGACUAAAGGAUAGCAUCCUAGUUGGACAAGUGAUGUUUGCAGGACCUCUGUUUAUGUUUCCUUCAUGAGAUAGAUGCUUUGCCUAGAGAGAAGUCUUCACCUUGCACUGGACAAAAUGAAACUGUGAUGAAGAAAUGGUAAAUGAUACAGCAGGGAAGAAAAAUGUAGUCACUGAAAGACAUGGAACCAUCAUGACAAUUGGGAUUAACAGGCCAGAAGCCAGGAAUGCUGUGAAUCAGGAGACUGCAGCAAUGCUUCUUCAGGCAUUCACCUCAUUUGAAGAUGAUACCUCACUAACUGUUGCUGUACUUCACGGAAUAGGAGGUAAUUUCUGUGCUGGUUAUGAUUUGAAAGAGCUGGCCCACGACCCAACCGCAAUAAAAUUGGAACAAGAUGUCACCAAAGGUCCUGGUCCCAUGGGUCCUUCCCGGAUAAAGUUUUCCAAACCAGUGAUUGCUGCAGUAAGUGGAUAUGCAGUGGCCGGGGGUCUUGAGCUCUCUCUUUUGGCUGACCUGCGUGUUGUGGAGCAGAGUGCCAUUUUUGGAGUGUUCUGCAGACGCUUUGGUGUUCCACUGAUUGAUGGAGGCACUGUACGGCUACCUCGACUGAUUGGUCUCUCACGAGCCUUAGAUCUCAUUCUAACUGGUCGUCCUGUUGGUGCACAAGAAGCCUAUGAGUUUGGGCUAGCCAAUCGAAUAGUCCCCAAUGGCCAAGCCCUUCAGUGUGCCAUUGAGCUUGCUAAACAAAUCUCUGCCUUUCCUCAACAAUGCAUGCGAGGAGACCGAAGUUCUGCUUAUUACAGUGUCUUUGAUGCCGCCUCAUUCACAGAAGCCCUGCAAUUUGAGUUUGACACUGGUGUGCAAGUGAUUUUGAAAGAGUCUCUCCCUGGUGCUAAAAAGUUCAGCUUAGGGGUGGGACGUGGAGGAAAGUUAUAAAAGUCAAAUAUUUUCUGCAUGUAGAAAAGGUUUACUAAUAAUUAAAAUAGUAGAAAUCUACUGAAUUUACAAAAAUAAUGGAAGUCCUGAAAAAAAUUAUAUAUAAAUUCAAAAUUUAUAAUUUACUCUAGGGUACAUGAUCUUGAUGUAUGGGAAGUUGCAUACAUAAUUGUGUUAGCAAGGGUUAUGUACAUAAAUCCUUGUGAAUGGAGAUAAGAUACCCUGUGUUUAAUAUAUUUUAUAUCUAAAAAUCAUUGUCAUAAUGAAAAAUUUCAAUUUUUAUUGUACUUUUGUUCUGAAAUCCUGAAAUAAAGCUAAUUCUUUUACAUUUUUUUUAUUGA
Molecule: messenger RNA, 1443 nt
Organism: Mauremys reevesii (Reeves's turtle)
Lineage: Eukaryota; Metazoa; Chordata; Testudines; Geoemydidae
Product: mevalonyl-coenzyme A hydratase sidH-like
Exons: 7
Coding region: 302-1102 (266 amino acids)
Molecular function (GO): catalytic activity
Source: RefSeq, a predicted model, not a curated record